CCUUGAUCACAACAAAUAUAUUUAUACAUUCUCUGAUCAACACCAACCUGAUCACUAUAAAAUCACAGUAUUUAGCUACUUUGCAUUUCAAAUCUUUUAAUGUCAGCCAUACGAACAGCUUCUUAAAGUACAGAAAAUAACAGAGUUGUAUUUAUGUAGGCAGUCGGCGGAGGGAUUAUGUUGACGGAAGUAUACGUGGAUUUGAUGAUGAGAUCAGAGGCAAACCUGCAAUGCAAACUGACAUAUCUGUACCGUUUGGACGUCAAAGCUGCUUACAUCAUGCCGAUUAUUUUCUAAUAAACAUGACUGAUCGUUAUUUGGGCGUGUUGCUCUAGAUUCUCUGUUAUUUAUCCGACCUUAUAGAAAUCUAGCUUUCAACACAAAACCAAAACACAGUGUUUAUAUACUGUAAACAGGUCGGUCGGUUUGAAAUGAAGCAAAUGUAAUUUAUACUCGCGAUUACCUUCAAUGAUAUCAAAGAAACUUGUUCAGUUUAUGACAGUUUCACUGUGGAAUAUAAAACAAAUAACUUAGUGAACGUUGGUGACAUGAAAUUGAAUGAAUUUCAUGCAUUGGCAGAUUGACAAAUAGUAUUUGUGUGUGUGUGUGUGUGUGUAUAUAUAUAUAUAUAUAUAUAUAUAUAUAGUGCAGUAGUUAUAUAGCUGCUGUAGAUCGAAUUAGAAUAUGGAGAAGAUGUCUCCUAUUCCUGUUCUUCCUCUUAUCAUCAGCUGUUGUAUGUCUGCACUGGGGUGCAUUGCAACAGUCAAGCUUAUUCCAGCUUUUAAGGAUCAUUUCAUAUCUGCACGACUCUAUGGCAUGGACCUCAAUAAAACAACAAAGAAAGAGGUGCCAGAGUCUCAAGGUGUAAUCAGUGGCACAGUCUUCCUCAUCAUCCUCUUCCUCUUCAUUCCAGUCCCUUUCCUCAGUUGCUUCAUGGGAGAGCAAUGUAAACGGUUCCCUCACAACGAGUUUGUGCAACUGAUUGGUGCAUUGUUGGCCAUCUGCUGCAUGAUUUUCCUGGGUUUUGCGGAUGACGUUCUGAACCUGCGAUGGAGACACAAGCUACUGCUGCCCACUAUGGCCUCCCUACCUCUCCUCAUGGUCUACUUCACUAACUUUGGCAACACCGUCAUUGUCGUGCCCAAACCUUUCCGUGCCCUGCUGGGGAUGCAUCUGGACUUGGGCAUUCUUUAUUAUGUGUACAUGGGAAUGUUGGCUGUGUUCUGCACGAAUGCCAUCAACAUCUUGGCUGGUAUAAAUGGCAUUGAGUCAGGGCAGGCUCUCUUCAUAUCUGGCUCCAUCAUCCUUUUUAAUUUACUGGAGCUCAAUGGAGAUUACAGGGAUGACCAUGUCUUCUCUUUGUACUUCAUGAUUCCCUUCUUCUUCACCACGUUAGCCCUUUUCUACCACAAUUGGUACCCAUCCUCAGUGUUCGUGGGAGACACUUUCUGUUACUUUGCUGGAAUGACGUUUGCAGUGGUUGGAAUUCUCGGCCAUUUCAGCAAGACCAUGCUGCUUUUCUUCAUCCCCCAAAUCAUCAACUUCAUUUACUCUCUGCCUCAACUUUUUCACAUCAUUCCCUGCCCCAGACAUCGCCUGCCAAGGUUACAGUCAGACACAGGAAAGCUUGGCAUGAGCUACUCCAAGUUCAAACAGAAGAACCUAGGCAAAGUAGGACAACUUAUUCUGAAGGUGGCAGAAAUGCUAUGGCUUCUGGAUGUACAUAGGGGCCAGGAGGGAGAUGAUGAGUUUAUUGAGUGCAACAACAUGACCCUUAUCAACCUGGUACUGAAAUUACUGGGACCUACACAUGAGAGAACAUUGACUGCAAUCAUGCUGUUGAUACAGGUCUUGGGGAGUGCCUUGGCAUUUGGAAUCCGGUAUCACCUUGUGCGUCUUUUCUAUGAUGUCUAGACCCAUCGAGCUCAUUGUGUAAAAUCCCAAGAGACUUCACGCUCUGUUGCUUCCAUUUGGAGACAACCAUAGUCGCCUGACUAAAAGAUUUUUAUAAUGAUCGCUAAACUACCUGUCCUCUAUAAACUGUUGGAUCUUAUAACAGUACUGUGUAUUUCAUCUACUCUGUCAAUACAUGUGCAUGCGGAGGGUCAGUCUACACAUAUGCCCAUAAUUCUCAAAUGGACAUGAAACUUCUGUAGAUUAUGGACAACAUGUAUUUGCCUUUCUGUAAGAAAUGACAGCAGUCUGGGCGGACCUAAAAAUAUAGGCCUCUAAUUUGGAAAGUGGUUAAAUGGUUCAAUUCAGGGAUAAUUUAGGCAGUUGGGGGAAUUUUUAAGAAAAUUACUGAAAGAUUACUUUAUAAAUGCAUUUAUAUAUUUUUCUGUCAGAUCUAAUAUUAUGCCUUUGACUCAUUUGAAUAAACCAAUGUGACAAUG
Molecule: messenger RNA, 2393 nt
Organism: Myxocyprinus asiaticus (Chinese sucker)
Lineage: Eukaryota; Metazoa; Chordata; Actinopteri; Cypriniformes; Catostomidae
Product: UDP-N-acetylglucosamine--dolichyl-phosphate N-acetylglucosaminephosphotransferase-like
Exons: 9
Coding region: 685-1914 (409 amino acids)
Biological process (GO): protein N-linked glycosylation; dolichol-linked oligosaccharide biosynthetic process
Cellular component (GO): membrane
Molecular function (GO): UDP-N-acetylglucosamine-dolichyl-phosphate N-acetylglucosaminephosphotransferase activity
Source: RefSeq, a predicted model, not a curated record